This is a messenger RNA of Pseudophryne corroboree (corroboree frog), 2090 nucleotides long. RefSeq names its product potassium inwardly rectifying channel subfamily J member 5 (gene KCNJ5). The transcript is spliced from 4 exons. Gene Ontology annotation, molecular function: G-protein activated inward rectifier potassium channel activity. Gene Ontology annotation, biological process: potassium ion import across plasma membrane; regulation of monoatomic ion transmembrane transport. NCBI's taxonomy places the organism in Eukaryota, Metazoa, Chordata, Amphibia, Anura, Myobatrachidae. Gene Ontology annotation, cellular component: plasma membrane. The record is from RefSeq and is a predicted model, not a curated record. Bases 53 to 1447 code for a protein of 464 amino acids.
CUAUGUAGGGAUCCCUGUGAAGCACAGGUGUGUUCAGUAAUGACUGCCACUCAUGAUCUACUUAGGAUUUCACCUGUGCUCUUUCAGGGAGCAAAGAAAUCAUUCUCAUUACCCGAACACUCAUAUACACAGCUUUGCUGCGGCCACAGCAGGAUGUACACAGAGAAUGAAACAAUAUCCACACUUGCCGAGAUUACAUGUGACACCUCAGUUCAGUUACACACCCAUCAUGGCAAGAGACUUAAGGGUCUCCAUGGACCAAGACCUACAAGUUAACAUUACGCCUAGAGAGCCUAAGAAAUUACCCAAACAGGCUCGGGAAAGCUCAGCAAUGACUGACGACCGCUCCCAUAUCAUAACUGAACACCGGAAGCCACGGCAGAGGUAUAUGGAGAAAGAUGGAAAGUGCAAUGUACAUCAUGGGAAUGUGAAAGAGACUUACCGCUACUUUAGUGACCUAUUCACCACCCUGGUGGACCUAAAGUGGCAUUUCAGCCUGUUCAUCUUUACCCUUGUGUAUACGGUCACAUGGCUCUUUUUUGGGCUUAUCUGGUGGUUUAUCGCUUAUAUCCGAGGGGAUUUGGAACAUCUGGAGGACAAAAGCUGGGUGCCUUGUGUGCAGAAUCUCAAUGGCUUUGUCUCUGCAUUUCUCUUUUCCAUUGAAACGGAAACCACCAUUGGCUAUGGAUACCGGGUAAUAACCGAGAAGUGUCCUGAGGGAAUUGUCCUACUUCUGAUUCAGGCGAUCCUGGGCUCAAUUGUCAAUGCGCUAAUGGUGGGCUGCAUGUUUGUAAAGAUCAGCCAGCCUAAAAAGCGAGCGGAGACCCUGAUGUUCUCCAAUAACACAGUGAUUUCCCUGAGAGAUGGGAAAUUGUGUCUAAUGUUUCGUGUGGGAGAUCUCCGCAGUUCACAUAUUGUUGAGGCCUCCAUUAGAGCCAAGCUCAUGAAGUCCAAGCAGACCACAGAAGGAGAAUUUAUCCCCCUCAAUCAGACGGACAUCAAUGUUGGUUUUGACACCGGGGACGACCGGCUUUUCCUAGUCUCCCCACUCAUUAUUUCACAUGAAAUCAAUGAGAAGAGCCCGUUCUGGGAUAUGUCCCGUGCACAGCUGGAAACUGAGAACUUUGAAAUUGUAGUCAUUUUAGAAGGCAUGGUGGAAGCAACAGGAAUGACUUGCCAAGCACGCAGCUCCUAUGCGGACAGAGAGGUCUUGUGGGGGCACCGCUUCACUCCAGUCCUUACUCUGGAAAAGGGAUUUUAUGAAGUGGAUUACACCAGCUUUCAUGACACCUAUGAGACCCCCACACCCAGCUGUAGUGCCAGAGAGCUGAAGGAGCUUCAGAGAGGGGACCGUUACUUCCAACACCUCUUCACAGCACAGAUGAAUGAGGGAACCCAAAAUGGGGCGCCAAAGUCAGAAGAUACCAAAAUAGGGGAGGCAACCUGAUUGAAGUGUAAGAAGCAAAAUGACGUCUGUGGGGAAAUGUUUCUCCUUCUCUGGCUAGAGAUGUGAUAAAGGAAAUACAAUUGAUUCAUUUGUACGGUAGCGAUUGCUUGAGUUCCGAUGUGCACUUCUAGGAAGAGAUGUACUCUCCUUCCUGGGGAGUUGUGGAAAGAGAGAAAAAGGGCCCUUCCCUCUGACCCUGGAGGCAAUACUCAUUGGGGCUUUAGGUUCUCAUUGCGCCAUAGAAAGCAUUUAGUCGUGCACUUAUUUAGCAGCAUCGUCCUACAGUACAGCAAUGCCCAGUGACUGCCUAGCUCUGUUGCAGAGGUUUUAUAGUCCUGUCACACUGUUUAUGUAUCACAUGGUAUAUCUCUUCCCGUUGCUAAGAUAGGUAUCUUUCUACCGACUUCUCUAGUAUUCUCCUUACCUUGGUAACAAGAGAACUAGUCCACAUUGUACGAAAAUUAAAAAUUGUUUACUUUGUAUGUUCACAAGUGUGCACCGAAAUCCAGACUGUUCCUGGUCCAUGUUUUUCACCGUGUGCAGGACUAGUGGGAUGUGUUAUACAGAUAUAACUUUCACUGCUGUUGAGAGUAUGGAAAUAGAAAUGUAAGAAUAAAAUAAAACUACCAAUUUAUAAUGUAAA